AUGACAGGCCGUCGGAAGAACCUUCGCGACUGGCUUGUGCCGGUCCAGGCGCAACCUUCCAACAAGCGCCACAAGCCCGAGAUCAUCACUAUCGACGACGACAGCGAAGACGGUAGCCGACCGCGUCGACAGGCAGACGCAGCAUCUUCGAGCACCCAGGCAAGCACGUCCGCGCGGGAUAACGGCCAAGGUGACAAGUGCGAGACGCAGCCGAGUGGCGAGGCCUCAGGAAGCGGAGCCGUGUCGACCCGUAUCGAGUGCCAGGGCAAGGAGCAGCAGCUCCUGGUGGUCGACUCUGAUGAUCAUAGCCGCGACGUUGACGGCAAGGCGAACGACAUGGCACCGGACCAGACCGCCAACAAUGGCGAGCCCAACACCACAAGAGAAGCUACCUCAUCCGAUGCGCAGAGACGUCGACGUUCGCAACAGAUGCGGAACGACGAAUACGCUUACCUCGCCAGGCUCGCCUACAUCGACAAGCGCCCGGCUACCACCUUUCCGAUCGUUGUCAGGCAAAACGGCCUACUCUUCAGCACCUUGGACAUGACAACCAACUUCUUGAAACGAAAGUCGGCGACGCUGCCGAAGGGAUGGAGUUACGCGAUCGCGACUGACUACCUCCGUAUUCAAGCUCUUCGGGAGCUCGUCAGGAUCAAGCUGAUCGGGCUGGAUCGCGAUGCAUUCGAGCAGCAUUGCUCGAGUCAGCUGUAUCAGUGCAACAGGGACCACCUUCGGGCGAUCGGCGCAUGGCGCCAGAAGGCCACCAGCGCCGUUCCGAACACGCCAGAGGGGCGGGCGGCGGACAUCUUUGCCGCCGUCGCCGCAGCCGACAGCGCGGCACUUGUCAAGCGCUUGCGCUUGGAGGGCGGGCCCUCAGACGGGGCCUUUGUCGCUGCUCUCAAGGGCUCGACUGUCUGGCCGCCCCAGCUUUCUCGAGGCCUGGUGGUGGCUGCCGCCAGCACGUCCCUGAUCGCCGCAGAAGGCUCGAAGGAGAGAAGCAGAUGCCGGCCUAUGGAGACUCAGAUGUACGUGCGCCUGGUCAAGGACGCAGUCGGUGGCGAAGCCGAUCCUCGGAACUGGCAACCGGUGCGAGCGCCAGACGGGCUGCUCUUUUGUUGCCCAGACGGUGGCUGGCACGACUUUGCGAAGAGGAAGGGGACGUACCCGGAGCCAUGGAGCUUCGAAAACUCGAAGAUCUACUGGCAGCUGCAGGCUCUGCGCCAGAUCCUCAUCUUCGCGACGCACCCGCCAACGGACGCGGCAGUCAGCGCGUUUGCUCGCAUCACGAGCGAACCGACGUUCCGCGUCUUUCGCGACGAGCUGAUCGCCGUCGGGGCCCUGAAAAGAGGAAAGGGCGGAAGCAAGGGGGAGGUCCCUCCCAGCCCAAAAGAGCGAGGAGAAGCCAUCAUCGGACUGGCACGGCUCGCCAAACCGCAGGUCGUCGAGGCGCGGCUCCUCAAGCUCGGAGGGCCAAAAGAGUCAGCCUUCAUAUCGCAGGUCAAAGGCGACAAGCAUCCGUAUAUCGCUUGCCUCCCGGAGCCGCCUUCCCCACAAGGUCAGAGCACCAUCCCGGGAAGCUGGGAGCUGGGCACGCCCAGCGGGGAUCGCGCCCGUGCCCAAAUCGGGCAGCUGCGACCCGCCAUCGUGUCAUCAUCGGAUGCGAAGGAGCUUCUCCUAUACUCCUGGACCCGUUUCCAGAUGAUCCAUUACAUUCGCGCAGCGUUCGCCGCCUCGAACGAGAAGAUCCGUUCCCCGAUGGACCAUAUUCUCGUGUCGGAAUGCGCCACGAUCCUCGUCGAAGUCAUCAAGAUGCAGAAGGAGCCGUGGCUCCUCAGGCUGGACGACGUCCGUCCAACCGGAGCGCUCAAGGGGUACGACCGACAAGUCGAGGUGAUAGUCAAGAACCUCAGAGACCCUCGCCUCAAAGGUCUAUGCAAGUGCGGCCGCGCUCUCCAGGAAGGCAUCUGUCCCGAUCAGGAACUGCACCGUGCCACGUGGAGAGCUCAGACUCAGGCAAGGCGGGGAAAGAGCGUCAAUCUCGUUCGCAAUCGCAUCGUCACUACGACGAGACGCAUUCUGGCCAAGCCCUCGUUGGGACCGAGGCAAAUCAUGGGAGGCGACGAGGAUCGCGACGAGGCCGAUGAUGACCUCGACGAAGACGACAGCGACCUCGGCGACGACAACAGCGACGACGAAGACGACAGCGACCUCGGCGACGACAACAGCGACGAUGAGGGCGACGAAAGCGACCUCAGGGACAACAACCUUGCGCUACGGGAGGCCAAGAAGCGGGAGCUCUGGGCUGCCCUGGGCACCUGGGUUUACAAGGCCAUCGUCGAGGGCAAGGGCCUCUGCAAAUACUGCGGGGCAGUCCUGUGCCUGUACGGGCCCACGCCCCUGGCGAGCACCUCGUGGUGUUAUGUGUCCAUCGAUCGGGUGGUCCCCGGCGUCGACGGAGGCCGAUACGAGGCACACAACAUCGCGGUCGUUUGCAGAGCAUGCCAGAUGACCAAGUUCAGUCAUCCAGUAGGCACUUUCCAAGGAGUGCUGCUCCCAGCAUUGUCGGCUUUGCCGACUCUCCGCCUCGACAGCAGCAACAUCGUCGUCCAGCCGGCAGUGGACGUGGCACCGAUGACGGCAGCGGAAAGGCUCCAGGCCAAGGAGUGGCUGAAGGUUAGGAGGAAGCAAAACAAGGCAUGGCAGGCGAUCCACCCGACCCGAAAGCGUAAGCCGUGGCUUCUGACCGAGGACGAGGGUCUGGCCCUAAUCGCAUCUCGCUGGAUCGGGCACGGCAAGAUCGUCGACUGUUACGGCCUGGAACAACCGCUCGAGUGGUCGAGCAUCGACCGGAUCGACUCGGACAAACCGUACCAAAACGACAACGUGCGGAUGAUGCUCGCUGGACUGAACCUCCUCAAACGCGAGCAUGACGACACCCAGGGCAUGGCCUACCUGGCCCACCUGCGUGGCGCCUUCGCGCCUGGCCCACCUGUCCCCUCGCCAUCGCCCUGA
This is a messenger RNA of Pseudozyma flocculosa PF-1, 3012 nucleotides long. RefSeq lists its product as uncharacterized. The record is from RefSeq and is a predicted model, not a curated record. NCBI's taxonomy places the organism in Eukaryota, Fungi, Basidiomycota, Ustilaginomycetes, Ustilaginales, Ustilaginaceae. The coding region runs from base 1 to 3012 and encodes 1003 amino acids. The transcript has 3 exons.